AUGGCCUACCUGAGCGCCGUGGUCCGAAGAACUGCCUCCCGCCAGAUGCCAGCCUCUGGGAGAAACAUCCGCCUCAGGUGCUUCAGCAGCGGGGCGGGCCAGACGACAGAGAAGAGCGUCCCUUACCACAAGACUCUGAAGGAAGAAAGCUCUCAAGGCAAAGGGCCGACCAGGCCGCUCCCGAAAUCAGCCAACGUCGUGGUGGUGGGUGGAGGCAGCUUGGGAUGUCAGACCAUCUACCACCUGGCUAGGAUGGGGGUGAGCGACGUGAUCUUACUGGAAAGAGACCAUCUGACGUCGGGGACCACCUGGCACACGGCCGGUCUGCUGUGGCAGCUGCGUCCCAGUGACGUGGAAGUGGAGCUGCUGGCUCAUACUCGCAACGUGGUCAGCAAAGAUCUGGAGGAGGAGACGGGUCUGCACACAGGAUGGAUUCAGAACGGCGGGCUCUUCAUCGCCUCCAACAAGCAGCGGCUGGACGAGUACAAAAGACUCAUGUCUCUGGGUAAGGUCUAUGGCAUAGAAUCCUACGUCCUGUCCCCUGCAGAAACCAAGGAUCUGUACCCGCACAUGAACGUGGAUGAUCUUUAUGGCACACUUUACGUUCCUAAGGAUGGCACAAUGGAUCCUGCUGGCACCUGUACAACCCUCACCAGGGCAGCUACUGCCAGAGGCGCUUCGGUAAUAGAGAAUUGCCCAGUGACCGGUAUUCAAGUCAGAGCCGAUGACCUGGGUGUGCAAAGGGUAGCUGCAGUGGAAACAAACUAUGGGACCAUCCAGACUCCCUGUGUGGUGAACUGUGCAGGAGUGUGGGCCCGAGCCCUGGGCCAGAUGGCUGGUGUAAACGUGCCCCUGGUGGCUAUGCAUCAUGCAUACGUGGUGACGGAGCGGAUAGAGGGCAUUCAGAAUAUGCCGAACGUUCGCGAUCAUGACGCCUCGGUGUAUCUCCGUCUCCAAGGCGAUGCCCUGUCCGUGGGCGGAUAUGAGUCAAAUCCAAUAUUCUGGGAGGAGGUAUCUGAGAAAUUUGCCUUUGGCCUCUUUGAUCUGGACUGGGAUGUGUUCAUGCAGCAUAUUGAAGGUGCAAUAAACAGAGUCCCGGUGCUGGAGAAAACCGGAAUUAAAUCCACUGUCUGUGGGCCAGAAUCGUUUACUGCCGACCAUAAGCCCCUCAUGGGGGAAGCGCCAGAAGUCCGAGGCUUUUUCCUUGGCUGUGGCUUCAACAGUGCGGGGAUGAUGCUCGGAGGUGGCUGUGGGAAGGAAUUGGCUCACUGGAUAAUUCACGGGCGUCCCGAAAAGGAUAUGUACGGCUAUGAUAUCAGGAGGUUUCACCGCUCUCUCACUGCCAACAACCGCUGGAUCCGGGAGCGAAGCCACGAGUCGUACGCCAAGAACUAUUCGGUCGUCUUCCCCUACGACGAGCCGCUGGCCGGGCGCAACAUGAGGAGGGACCCCCUGCACGAGGAGCUUCUCCAGCAAGGCUGUGUGUACCAGGAGAGGCAUGGCUGGGAGAGACCCGGCUGGUUUAAUCCGCGGGGUGCAGCUCCGGUUUUGGAUUACGACUACUAUGGUGCUUAUAAUCAAAAGCCCCACGGCUCCUACCUCUAUAACCAACUGCUAGGGGAUGAAUACACCUUUGAUUUCCCACCUCAUCACGACAUUAUCAAGAAUGAAUGCUUAACCUGCAGAAAUGCGCUGGCUGUCUUUGACAUGUCUUAUUUUGGCAAAUUCUACCUGGUUGGUCCUGAAGCAAGGAAGGCGGCCAACUGGCUGUUUACUGCUGAUGUUAGCAAGUCACCAGGACUGACUGUUUACACGUGCAUGUUAAACAAAUGUGGCGGCGUUGAGAGUGAUCUGACAGUCAGUCAAAUCAGCCCUGGGACCCAGGUCUCUUCAUUGACCCCAGCAUUUGAAGGGGAUGGCUAUUACCUGGCUGUUGGUGGAGCUGUUGCUCAGCACAACUGGUCGCACAUCACCACGGUGCUGCAGGACAUGAGGUUGCAGUGCAAGCUGGUGGACUGCUCCGAGGAGCUGGGAAUGAUCAGCAUCCAGGGGCCGGCAAGCCGUAUGGUCCUUCAGGAGGUUCUCGACGCCGAUCUCAGCAACGAGGCCUUCCCUUUCUCCUCCCACAAGCUGGUGAAGGCAGCAGGAUGCACGGUACGAGCCAUGAGGCUGUCGUUUGUGGGUGAAAUGGGCUGGGAGCUGCACGUGCCCAAGCAGGACUGUGUGCGGGUUUACCGGGCUGUGAUGAAGGCAGGGGCCGGGCACGGCAUUACCAACGCCGGGUACAGAGCCAUCGACUCCCUCAGCAUUGAGAAAGGGUACAGGCACUGGCACGCGGAUCUGCGUCCUGACGACUCCCCCCUAGAAGCAGGCCUGGCCUUCACUUGUAAACUCAAGUCCAGCAUCCCCUUCCUUGGACGGGAAGCUCUGGAGACCCAGAAAGCAACGGGAGUCCUCCGGCGCCUGGUCUGCUUCACCAUUGAUGAGAAGGUGCCUAUGUUUGGACUGGAGGCCAUCUGGAGAAACGGCAAAGUAGUCGGACACAUCCGGAGGGCGGAUUUUGGAUUUGCCAUCAACAAAACCAUUGCCUACGGGUACAUCCGGAACCCUGAUGGAGGACCAGUCUCCCUGGAGUUUGUGAAGAGUGGUGAAUACAUGCUGGAGAGGAUGGGAGCUACCUAUCCUGCCACAGCCCACACCAAGUCACCGUUCGAUCCGGAAAACAAGAGAGUGAAGGGGAUCUAUUGA
Messenger RNA from Emys orbicularis (European pond turtle), 2748 nucleotides. It is a transcript of the gene SARDH, whose product is annotated as sarcosine dehydrogenase. Gene Ontology annotation, cellular component: mitochondrion; mitochondrial matrix; cytoplasm. NCBI's taxonomy places the organism in Eukaryota, Metazoa, Chordata, Testudines, Emydidae. The record is from RefSeq and is a predicted model, not a curated record. Bases 1 to 2748 code for a protein of 915 amino acids. Gene Ontology annotation, molecular function: sarcosine dehydrogenase activity; protein binding. The transcript has 20 exons.